AUGGUUCAGGGACUCAGGACUCCUGGGUACAACUUGCUAUAUGCAUUGGACAAAGGUGAACCCAGAUCAUGCAUAUUAGCAAGAAGUAACACUAAUGUAUAUUUACUCCCUAAUUACAUCGAUCGAAAUGUAACCGCGGUCAGAUUGCAAACUGACCAAGGAACAAUCUGGAUUGCGUCGGCAUAUCUCGGCCCUCUCCCUGGCGAAAAACUACGGAGGCUUGUAGCCGAUGCUGAAAGGCAAAAGAUCUGCCUCAUAAUUGGUUGCGAUGCAAACGCCUAUCACACGGUCUGGGGAAGUACCGACAUGAAUGAUAGAGUAAGUAAUACUGGCAAUGAACCAACAUUCGUUACCAGAAACCGACAAGAAGUACUAGACAAUACUCUUGUCUCCGAUUCGAUUCAUCAAAGGAUCUUAAAUUGGAAAGUAUCUGAAGAACACUCGUUCUCUGAUCAUAGAUACAUCCAAUUUAGUCUUAAUGAUUUAACUACUAAACAGUUAGCAUUCCGAAACUAUCGCGAAACUAACUGGCAAAAAUACAGGGAAACUCUGAAAAGCUUACUUAAACCCGAAUUUCUAAGUUAUCCCUCAAAUACAAUCGAUCUCGACAACAAAGUCAAUGAUCUCACUUCUGCCCUUAACCUAUCAAUGAAUAACUCCUGCCCACUCAUACAACAAAAGAAAAUGGAUUAUACAAGAUAUAUUUUAUAG
Molecule: messenger RNA, 711 nt
Organism: Episyrphus balteatus (marmalade hoverfly)
Lineage: Eukaryota; Metazoa; Arthropoda; Insecta; Diptera; Syrphidae
Exons: 3
Coding region: 1-711 (236 amino acids)
Molecular function (GO): catalytic activity
Source: RefSeq, a predicted model, not a curated record